AUGGUAAGUGCCCCUGGUACUUCUGAGUUAAAAGGUAUAUCCCUCAGGUGCCUGUUUAUAAGGUGAGUAGUGUCUUUGAUGAUGGUACGUGUCCCAUUUAUCUAUGUUAUAGGAGGAGGUGACAAAUGUGUGUUCCUUAUAUCUGUGUAUUAGAAGGAGGUCAGAGGCAUAUUUCUAUUGUAUCUGUACAGUAUAUUAGAAGGAAUACACACCAGACUGAUGGUCAUCCCUACUCAAGGUUAUGCAGAGUGCUUUCGAAGCACUCUCAUCCCUCCCAACUGUCCCAAUUAUGGUGGGACUGUCCUGAUUUUUGGGUCCUAUCCCACCUUAGUUUCCUGGUGUCCCAUUUGUUGUCCCAGACAAUAAUAGCAUGACUGCAUCACAUUACAUGAGCUUGUGCUAUGUUUAGGGCAGUAGUACCUGCAAGGAGCAAUGAAACCAGUAAUCCUUGCAGGGUCAGCCCUCAGUGGGCCUGCCAAAAUGAUUAAAAAUUAGCCUGGGGGGUAUUCACACCAGGCUGACCUGCCAUUAAUAUGGGUGGACAUGCUCCCUCCUCCCCCACGUGCAGGUCCCCUAUUUUUGUGCAGAGCCAGUUAUGCGAUCUCGUCACUGGCCCUCCCCCUUUACACCUCUCCUACCAGCAUCCCGAUUCUGGGGCUGCCUUUGUUGGGAGGUAUACCCUCUGGAUAUGGGCCUAAUGCCCUCAUAAAGCCUUGACAGUAAUUUGCAUAGUAUCUUUUUUUAGUACUCACACUGCAGACAAAGACAUGAAAAUGUAAUCUCCUACACACAGUUCUGAUGGUCUGCCUCCAGCAACAGGGAUUCCGGGUUUCAUCCCAGGCUGUGCUUUUAAACACUACGUCAUUCAAAUGGCAUGUUCUAAAUGUUAUCUAUUCUUAUUGUGACAAUGAAGUGUUGGUGACUUCAUAAGAAAGCAGUGACAUCCUAGCACUUAUAACAGCCUACUUUCCCUUCGGCUGCUCACUGCUUCCCUAGCUCCCAUCAAACUGCCAACAUCAUCUGCCUAAACUGCAUAUGCUCCACCACACACAGUUAUGCUUUAUUUUGUUGUGCUGCUGGGAGUAGUCGCACACACGACGGGUUCAAUCUGCAUAUCUACAUCAACCAGCCUGCCUGCCUGCCUUUCACGGAAAAUCACAGACCCUCUCAAGAUGUCUGUUACGCCAAUAUUUCAGGCUGUUGGAUCAGACUAGUGACAGUUUGCCCUUAUUACCAGGAUCACACAGGACGCUAACAUCAGUUGAGGGCAAUAAACAACUGUUCUGCAAACACAAGAUUGGAGUAUAUCUUUCAGCCUCUAGAUCAGGGAUAGGAAAGUUGUCCCUGGUGGCACACGCCAAAACAUCUGGAGUGCCAAAGGUUCCCUACCCCUGCUCUAGAUGACUGUUGCUUCAUCGAUUUGGAGUGUGCCACGAGGGACAACUUUCCUGUUUUCCAGGAAGGCAUCCAUCCUUAUAAGGCAGGUGAACAAGGGGAUCACCUGUCCCAAACUGACAUUUGGCUCAAAGUAAAUGUCACAUGCCUAAAUGGUUUAACCACUUAAUGAUCACAAGACGUUCUAAGCCAGUGGUAGUCAACCUUUUUCUUCCUACCGCCCACUAAUGCAUCUUUCUUGAUGGAAAAAUUUCCUUACCGCCCACCAGUUUUCGCGCAAGUGCAGAAUAUUUUUUAGAAAGGAGGGCAUUUAAAAAAAAAAUAAUGUACGUACAUUUAUCUUUUUAUUUCUACUUAAUACAUGUUUAUAAUGUUUUUAACUUUAUAAAGUUUAAUGAGAAAACAAUAAAGUAAAUUGAAAUUACCUUUACUAGUGAUUAAUGACCUUGAGGUUGAUGCUGCGAGACUAAAUAUUUGAUAUCUGGUUCGAUUUUCGUAAGGAACAAACGAAGGUCUCCUCUUUCGGUGAUAUUCAGACGACUUCUCUGUUUGCGCAUAAUAUGAUUUAUCAUCUGUGCGUCAGCUCCCCCCCUCUUCCUCCUCAAUUCCCCUCCCCACCUUUUUUUCCCGUUUUUCUAUUUUUUAACCUUGAUUAUAGCAAUGCCCCGUAGGAAGGCUGAGCUAGGUAGCCCACUUACUAUAGCCCACUAUAACAGACAGGCACACAUACAAGACACACAUACAUACAGACACACAAACAGGCACACAUACACACACACGACACAUACAUACAUACAAACAGACAGGCACACAUACACACACGAUACAUACACAACACACAUACAAAGACAAGACACACAUACACACACACAAGACAUACAUACAAAGACACAUACAUAAGACACAUACAUACAAAGACACACACAAGACAUACAUACAAAGACACAUACAUAAGACACACAUACAUACAAGACAUACAUACAAAGACACACACACACACAAACAAACACACAUUUAUUUAAGUCACCCUCCUGUUUCCUACCUUUAAGGUGCAGGAGGGUGACUUUCCCUGGGAUCCAGUGGUGGCUCAGGUGGAUGGGAGUCAGAGUUCCCACUCUGACUCCCUGGUCUUCCUCCCGCGCGGCUCUCAGUGUUAGCUGGGAGGAGUGACGUGCAGUCACUUCCUCCCAGUGUGUGAUGUAAUCACAGGGGGCCCGUCGCGCUGUUAAAGCGCCCAGCGCUGACCGGGCCCCCUCACAAUCCACAUCCAUCGGGUGGCCCUGACAGCAUGGGCCACUUGAUGGACCCCUUGGAUGGUGGCCCCGGCGGUUUGCCGCCUGGGCCGGGGCCGCAAAUGGUGAUGGUGGUACCCAGUCGCAGGGGUACCACCGGCUCGCACCCGCCUACCCACCUAAUCUCUCCAAAUGAGGAAAUCCCUACUGCCCACCUGGAAUCCUGAAACGCCCACUAGUGGGUGGUAGGGACCAGGUUGAUGACCCAUGGUCUAAGCUGUAAUGCACUGCGGGACUUUAACAACCCUUGACGGCAUAGACUGUUGUGCAGUCAAAAUACCAGCAAGGGUUAAAUCUCUGCUGGAACCAAGGAACCCGAGGUAUCUUUCAAUACCCGAGGAUCCCCUUUGUCAGCUGGGGCCACAAUUAGUGUCCCCACUCCUAACUGAAGAGCUAUGUGCAGCGCUCAAAUUGAAGGAGUAAAGGAGUAUAGGGAGCAAAGUGAUGUCACUCUGUUCUGACACUGGCAACAAAGGGAAUGUGUCUCCAGCAGGGCAAAUCAAAGAAGAGUAACACCCAUAAAGUGGAGCUGGGACGGAAGAAAAGCGUGUAAAUCUUUAUAUUUUACACUGAAUACGCCAUGUAUCUUUGUGAUAUAUACUAUGUUCAACGUAUAUGUGAGCGAUUUCAUGCAAGUUCAUUUUACUUUCUUUUUUAUUUUUAUAACAGGUUCACUUUAAGAACUGCCACUAGCUGCUCUAUUGUUAUAUGGAGGCUACCGAAUUAGAAAUGCCCAAUAGGCGUUCUAAUUUGAAAUAGCAGAAUUAGGAAAAAGGGUUGUAGUAAUCUCAAUCAGGGUUACUCACUACAGUAAGAAUAGUUAGGAUUUGGAAGUACAUUUCAAAUUUAAAAGGACACUCCAGACCCCUAGAGCACUUUAGAAAAGGUUUAUAUAUGAAGAGUGUGUCCUAUUUUUUCACAUUGGAAAAUGUGCAGAAUUCAUAGAAAUUGGCUCUUUUAUAAAUUAUACUAGUUACACCCCUUUGUCUUUUCUAGCAGACGACUGGUCCGGUUACUUCCUGGUUUGGUUAGGUUAUUUGCACUGAACUCUAGAGGCAGCAAUUGCCUAGAGCAUCUGCCUUGGAAAGACUUCUCAGUGAGCUGCACUUGGAAGUCUGUGAUUGGACAGCCACAGAAAGUAUGGACUGGGGAUGAAGGGGAUGGAUUGCAAAGGAAGAAGACAAGAGAAUUGCAGUUUUUAGAUAUAACUCCAAUGGACAAAUGCAUAAUCAAAUGCAUUAAUGUUUUCAUUUGGAGUUUAUCUACUAAACAGUAAUUUGUAUUCAUUUUGCAUUUGGCAGUGGAGUGUCCCCUUAAGGCAAAAAUAGACAAGCUGGAAAAUAUAAUUACCUUAACCCCUUAAGGACCAAACUUCUGGAAUAAAAGGGAAUCAUGACAUGUCACACAUGGUUUUUUUAAAUUUGUUAUUUUGGCCUAAAUUUUCAUUAGUCCUCUGGUGAAGAUAGUUGAAUCUCCAUAUAACAUGGGUGAUUUGGCUGUUCAUAAACAGCAGGAUUGCAGUCUAAAUGGGUUCAUUCGAUUGUUCCAAAUCCCCUGAUAAGGAACAGGGGAUUGCACUUAAUCCUUCCCCAGACCCCUCUUAACCCUAUAAGGUUAACCCAACUCUAAAUCCCCCUAAAGUGACUCUUACAUUAGCUGCAUCUAUUUUAUUUUAUUUUUUUACUUGUAGCAGGGAUUUUCAGUUACCAUUUAGUUGGAAUAUAAUUAUAAUUGCAGUUCGGCAGUUCACUGCAGCAGUGAGAUCCAUUUGAAAAUAUCAGAGCCAUUAUGUUCAAUUGUUAGUGAAUACAGUGAAAACAGAGGAAUUUUAUUAGAAUUUACCAGCUUAAUAGACCCCUUAGUGCUCUCCUAGGGAUGCAGAAUAUUAAGCAUGUACCCUGAUGUAUGCAGUAUGUGCAGAAUAUCACAGGGAGGAAUUCAACCAAUUAAAGGGACAUUUCAGCAAGUAAAGAAUUUUAAACAAACAAAAAACACAAAGCAAAAUAAAGUAAGAAAAACUCUGAAAAGUAUUUAACCCCUUAAGGACAAAUGACAUGUGUGACAUGUCAUGAUUCCCUUUUAUUCCAGAAGUUUGGUCCUUAAGGGGUUAAAGGGACACUAUAGUCACCUGAACAACUACAGCUUAUUGAAUUUGUUCUGGUGAGUAGAAUCAUUCCCUUCAGGCUUUUUGCUGUAAACACUGUCUUUUCAGAGAAAAUGCAGUGUUUACAUUACAGCCUAGUGAUAACUUCACUGGCCACUCCUUAGAUGGCUGUUAGAGAUCCUUCCUGGGUCAUGGCUGCCUAAAAUGCAUCCAAACAUUCAGUAUCUCCUCCCUCUGCAUGCAGACACUGAACUUUCCUCAUAGAGAUUCAUUGAUUCAAUUCAUCUCUAUGAGGAGUUGCUGAUUGGCCAGGGCUGUGUUUGAAUCAUGCUGGCUCUGCCCCUGAUCUGCCUCUUUGUCAGUAUCAGCCAAUCCUAUGGGGAAGCAUUGUGAUUGGAUCAGGCUACCACUUCUGCUGAUGUCAGCAGACUGCUUGGUUGUUUUUUUUUUAGGCAAACAGCAUGCAGAUCUACAGCUUCUGGCUUGAAUACAGUAAGGUUUUGCUAUAUUUAUGGAGGCAUGAGGGGCCCAGGGGGGCUAGAUGGUGGUUUUAACACUAUAGGGUCAGGAAUACAUGUUUGUGUUCCUGGCCCUAUAGUGAUCCUUUUAAUAAACAUUUAUAAACUUAUUAUAAAUUUGAUCAGGUUGCAUUACUGGGCACACCUCUCAACUAGCGUAGUUUUUUUCAGCAUUCCCACCCAGUUCAAUUUCAGAACAGUCCACCAAUGACAGAAACAGGGCAUCGUUGUGCAGCACCAGAAGAUAGAAAUCCAACAAUGGAGCCAUCUCUGCAUGAUUACACUGAUCAGACUCUCUCUUCUUCCCCUGUCAGGAUGUUGCAAGUGAACAGAUCUUUAAACUGCACAAAUGUAAAUCUGUUAGGCAUAUCCAAUGCACUUUUCCAACAUUCCUGGGGAUAGGACACUGAUUGGUUAGAUCAGUGCCCCCCUAAUGUGGUCAUGGAAAACAUAAUAAAGAAGAAGCAGGUAAACAAGAAACAACAACCAGGGUAGUUUUAUCAACCCUACCCUCCUGCUAUACAGACAUUCCUCCUCCUGAUACAGGGCCCUUCAUUAAGAAUUACCUCCUAAAACACAAGGGGCACACUCCUCACCGCCUAAAUGAUCAGAAAAGCAUCAGAAACCAUACUUUGUGCAUACUCUUAAUAUCACCAUAACAAUUCCACUCGCUUCCUCGUAAUACAGAUAUCAACGUCACCUACCUUCAACCAAUCCUCAUUAUGAAGUAAAAAUUGUGGGAAAUUCAAGGUGAAUUUCAAAUUUAAAGAAAACAAAAUAGCAGAAUCAGAAAAAAAUCCCCAAGUAAGCUAUGCUUUCAGUUUGACUUCUUUUGCCUUAAAUUUGAAAUUCCCUUUGAAUUCACCACAAUUCUCCCCUUAGUGAAUAAUCUUAAUAGAUAUCAGGAACACAUACCUCUCAUUUCCUAUGUACAAACACAUAUGGCUUACUUUCUCCUAAUGCACCGUUGCAGGGGCACAUAGCUCUCAUCUCUUUCUAGUUCAUUGGCAUCAAGAACACAAACCUCUCACUUUGAUACUAAGACAUCAGGAUAUUACUGCCUCAUAAUGGACAGCUAUCACAAACAAUACCUUUCACCUAAUGUACAUUUUCCUAAAAUACACACCUCUAACAUAUUUGUAUAUAUUCCUCACUUACUCCUACAACACAGGCAUCAGGAGCACACACUCUCAUAUGCUCCUAAUACACAUACUUCAAGAGCACACACCUCUGAUAGUGAUAUCCUUCUAAUACAGAGGUAUCAUGGCACACACCUCUCAUUUUCUCUUAACACACAGGCAUUAGGAGCACGCACCUCCCAUUUCCAACUAAUAACACAGCCAUCGUGGCACACACCACUCAUUUCCUCCUAAUACACAGGCAUCGGGGGUACGCACUCUCAUUUCAUUUCCUCCUAAUAAGGCAGACAUCAUGACACACACCUCUCAUUCCCUUCUUAUACCCAGCCAUCAGGGGCACACACCUCUCAUUCCCUCCUAAUACCCAGCCAUCAGGGGCAAACACCUCUCACUGUCUCCUAAUACACAGGCAUCAGGGGCACAUACCUAUAAACCAAAUUUUUCUUAAAGGGCCACUCCACACCCCAAAAGUAAAUCAGCUUGUUGAAAUGCUUUAUAUGUGAUUAGUAUCCUAUUUUAAGACCAGUUUAUAAGAGAGACAAUUUCUUUGAGAAACCACUUUUAUAAAUACAUUAUGUAACGGUCAUGGAGGUUUGCAGCCUCCUUCUGUUAUUUUCCCUGAGUUAAUGAAAGUGGCAGUAGGGCACACCUUCGUCCUCCCACACAGAGCUCAGAUCCACUCACCCAGCUAUUCCAGACCUCAGAUCAGGUGUGUGCUGUGCAUGACUGGCACGACCCCACCAUCUCAAGGAGUCUCUUCUGGGUGGAAAUAUUGCUAAGACUGAAGUUUAUAAGAACUGCAGCUUUUACAAGCUAUUUUAAGAUAUAUACCACCAAUGAAUGUAUUCAUUGGGGAUUUAUCUACUAAACUGUUUUUUUAAACGGUUUGCUCAUUUGGCCAUGGCAUGUUCCUUUAAUACAAACACCAUGGACUCGCAUUGCUUACUUCUGUCUAGUACACCGGUAUCCAGCAUUAACCCCUCUUCUGCCUAAUACAGUAUAUGAUUAUCCCAUUGUACAGCGCUAUGGAAUUUGAUGGCGCUAUAUAAAUAAUAAAAUAAUAAUAAUUCAGGAUGAACAUUGUUGGGAAUUCAAAGUGAAUUUUAAAUUUAAAUGAAAACCGUUUCAAUUAAGCUAUGCUUCCAGUUUGGCUAUUUUGACCUUACAUUUAUAUUCAAUUGGAAUUCCAGACAAUUCUCUCUUCAGUAAAUAACCCUAAACCUCUCACCUCCUAGAAAACCCAGACAUCAGGGAUAACACUUACCUCCUCCUAAUAGAUCCCACUUGUGUUAUCCUAUUACACACCUGUCCCUAACCUUAUUCCAAUACACCAAUUAUAGUAAAAACAACUAAAUACGCAGUAAGAAUUUUACUCUAUGUGGAAUGCCAGGCAUUGUUGCCUUUAAAAAAAAAAAAAAAAAAGAAAAACAAGUGCACCUUUGGUGAAGAAUUUACUGACAUUAGGAAUGACAAUGUGUCAUCUAGACUCAGCCAGGACAGGUAGAGUUUGUACCCUCCCUCUCUGAUCUUAGUCACUGGUGGGCAGCCCAAACAGCUUGGUGACUGUCUCUGUACAAACCAGUCUGACAAGUCCUGAAUGUUUGGGGCAACAAACAGAAACCAAGGGCAUGUAUAGUGGAAGAGAGAGGAGCCAAGGGGGUGUGGAAAGACAGGCGUGAUUGGAAUGAAUUGGUGAAUGCUGGAGCAAUAUGAAAUUAAAGACUGUGUAAAGAUUGUAUACAGUUCUAUGCAGACAGCACUGGUGCAGAAGGUGAGUGUGUGGCUAUUACUAUGGAUUUAUAGAUUCAUAGUAUUUGCAAUAUUAUAUGCCUGUAGGUACAUUUGCUCAUCUUCUUUGACACAAGUUUUGGAGAAAGUGUAUGUACAUAGUUUGGAUGGUUUACAGUCCUUUCUCUGAACCUGUUUAAUGGGCAGAUUCUUCACGGACUAAAACUGACCCAUAAAUAAUAGAUACUGAUUUUAUGACAAUUUAACCACAAAGCGGAUCCUGAGUUAAAAACUUCAGUACCUAACAAGCACUACAGUUAUUGGGAAUGUCUACGAGGGCAUGCACACAAUUUUUGUUAUAACCUAGAUUGGUUAAUUUUGAAGGGUUAUUCACAAAAGUGAGAAUUCAAGAUGAAUUUGAAAUUCAAGGUAUAAAUAGUGGGACUGGAAUCAUUCUCUAAGUCAGCUAUGCUUCUAAUUUGCCUGUUUUGGCCGGAAAUGUGAAAUUCAGAUUGAAUCCUCAUUUUAGUGAAUAAUCUUAUUGGAGUAAAUCCAUUUAGAAAGGUAAUUGGUCGUUAUUUAAUUGGGGCCAUUCAAUCUGAUUAUAAAAUACUUACUGAAAAACUGCAUUGAAUUAGUGCACCCUGCAACCUGCAUAUUUUAAAAUAUGUCUAUAAUGCUUAAUUAAUAUUCUGCAAAAAAAAUAAAUUAAAAUGAAUUAAGGAUUUAUUCCCUAAACUGCAAACUGUGAAAGAGAGUAUUCACUUAAGUGAGAAUUCUUCUAAUUUGGCUAUAUUGACCUUGUGUUUAAAAUUCUAUUUGAAUUCUCACAUUAGUGACUGCCCCUGAAAUGUUUAGGACAAAAUAGUUGAACUGUAAAAUUAGCUCAGUUGGAGAUAUUUUCCAGAUAAACUAUUUUGGGCUGAAAUGUGCAUUUCCAUUUCCAACUUAGAUUUUGCAAAUUUUUCCAAUUUGACUAUAUUGCAAUAUUUUUGUGCUAAAGUUUUAAAGGGACACUCCGGCACUAUCACAACUUUAUUGGAAUUAAGUUGUCAUGGUGCCAGGAGGUUGCUGGUGCAGGACUUAACUUUAGGGAUUAAACGAUUCACAAAUGGUUUAACCCCAAAUUCCCUGAUCCAGUGCUCGAUCGCUCUGACCCCUUUUCUUCCGCUGCUCAGAAUCUUUCAAAAAACGACUUGAGAAAAAUCCGUACAUUUCUCAAAACUUUUUGUGAAUAGGGUGCUGCUGAUUCUUAUCAGUGUAAGGAAAAGGGGUAGAGCGAUUGGGAUCUGCAUACUAAACUUUGCGGUUAAGCCGUACAUCCCUAAAGGAAAGUCUAUGCCAGGGACCUCCAGGUUCACACUUCAAUGAGUAACCGUGUUAGUGUUUCCUAUUUUGGUGGGCUUAUUUAGGCUGACUUUAGAGAGCAGUAUUAAGUAUUACAUUAUCCACCAUAUUAAAAAGUGUCACUAAUACCUUAAUAUAAAUUACUUUCAUUAUAACCGAACGUAGUAACAUUAUGAUGUGCAUGUAGAUGUUUGAGAAGUUGUUUAAAAGAACAUUCAAAGCACUAUAACUACCAAAGUGCUCUGUAGUGGUUAUGAUGUCAAGAGUGACCCGGUGCCCUCACUGGCUAAGUAAUCAAACUGUAUGCUAAUGAUUUGACAACUUACCUGGGAUCCACUGGUCACCUUCUCUAGGAGAGCCAGAAGCUCUGUACUCUGAGUUAGGCCAGUAACAAGGCUACAAACCUGCAGUUCAGGGGAGCUAAUGGAAGCUCCACAUAGGAGCUUCCGACUCUCCAGAAGGCUGUGAUUGGCAAAACUGUUUGAUUACUUACCUUGGGAGGGCACCGGGACACUCCAAGCAACAUAAUCCACAUAGCACACUGCAGUUGUUAUGGUUCUUUGACUGUUCCUUUUAAAGUUUGUUUUAGUUUUGCAAAGUGUCCCUACUUAGGAGGAACAUUUUGGGCCCCAACCCUUAUAUCUUUCUUUUCCAUCCUAAUGUCCCUGUUUUUUAGGAAAGUAGAACUCGUGGUGUGUCUAAAUGUAUAAUAGAGCAACCGGACGACAACAAAACUCCCAGUAAUGUGUCUUUACAUUACAAUAAAUGUGUUUAGAAAUCAGUUUGUGGAAAUGCCCCCCAAAUGUUCACUUUAGUUAAUAAUAACCCUGUAAAAUUCAAAGAUUGAUCAGUCACUGCUGUAAAAUGCAACCUAUCUAAAAGCAGCAUAUGUAAAACACGCACGUACUAGUUUUCAGAUAUGUUGAAAAUGUGCUAUUGUGUAUAUCAGUACUAUCUCUUUAAAUGACAAAUAUGAGGGACAGUCACAAAGCCUCAGCAUGAAUCUAACUAUAUUUUGUUAUAUUUUACAUGCAUUCCAUUCCACACACACUUUGCCCCAGUCUCUGUGCAGGUGCAUGUAGAACUAGUUUGAGUGCAAUACUUCCAUAUUACUCUUUAACAGACCCAUCCCCAGCUGGUUACAUAUUAACUCAUAAAAUAUUCCUCGGGAUUUAAAUUUGUUCAGGACAUGACAUUGAAUCACAAACAGUCUAUUCAGGUCAUACAGCAAUAUUAGACUAGUGUUUGGGAACUUUUAACAUAUGUACUUUCUGGGCUUGUGGAGAGACUUGAUCUUCAUAAACUUAGCCUAGCAUUAACCUUUUGCAUGCCAGAACGGAUUAACUGCAUACAGCAUCCCAGAAGGUAAGGACUGUAUAGCUCAAUAGGAGAUCUACCACCAGGCUGGCUUAUUUGCACUUAUUUGCAGGCUCAUACACCCCAACCUUCUAUGCCGUACACAUGAAUAUAACUAAAUCCUAGUUCCAGUAUAUCUGAGGAUGUAGUAGGCUUCUACUAAUACACUCUACAGCAACCCCCCCCUCCCCCCCCCAAAAAAAACCUGCACAUUUCUAUACAUUUUUAAUUUUAAAACACAAAUAAUUCAUAUAUUUCAUCUAUACUUACAUAAGAAUAACACAAGCUACAUGCAUUUUUAUAUCCAGCAGCAUAUGCACCAGAAACAUGCUAUACUAAGUGCACAUAUCUGCAAUGUAAUAGCAUUGAUGACCAAUCUGCUACUCUCUAGCUGCUAAAAAUGAACUUCAUCAAGCUAAGGCCGGCUAAGGGUAAUGGUAGCUGUAAGGCAGUAAAAAGGUGUGUGUGUGUGUGUGUGUACACCGUGCAUAUGCUAUAUAUAUAUAAUGCCAAAAUACCAGAGUAUUGCAGUAUGCAAUGAUACCUUUUUUACUAGACUAACAUAAUAUUUCAAAGACACGCUUUCGAGAGUUUUCCUCUCUUUUUCGGGUCUGAAGCAAUCCUGAUCUACUGGACUAAUACUGCUAAUCCAAUCUACACUAUAUAUAUAUUGUAUAUGCAUGGUGUAUAGAGCCCAUCCCAGUGCCUUGUAGAACCAUCUAAUAUAUUUUUACCACUGAGUGUUAUCUCAGGGGAGUGUGACAUUAUUCUGCAUUCACUCACUGCUUAUCAGACAGCUGUGCCAUGUUUAAGUGUUGUGCAGUUAUCACUUGCCACUUAGCUUAUUGAAGGGUCACGAGGCUCUGAUAUCUGCCACCUGACCAACUCUGUAGAAAAUAUUGGAGGAGAAAGAAGAGUAAACAGAGAGAGAUUGUUGUGUAGUUAUUAGGAUAUUGGAAGAUCCAGCACCAUGUGUGUUAACUUACAGUAAAGAAUUGUUUGCCCAGCAGGAGUCUGUGCUUAGUGAUACAUGUAUGUGCUACCUCUGUCUCCAGAGAAUCAAGAGAUGCUCGUGAGAGAAAGGAGCUGAUUAGCAGAGGUGCAAGGUCUAAACCCCAGUCCAAAACCAUGCUGACCUGGAAGCUACCCCGAUUGGUGACCGUUCAACAAGUGCCCAAAGUAAGUGUCACUAUGUCCUGGGACAACAAGGAUAUCCAUCAUCUACUAUUAACCAGCCGCUCACACAUGUCUUCGAUUUUAUUUUCAGGUGUUUCAUGAAGACAGUAUUAUAUGUGGCUACCGCUCCCCUCAGAGCUCAGCCACUGCCUGUAUCCUGAGUCUCUUCCAAAUGACUAAUGAGACCGUCAAUAUCUGGACACAUUUCAUACCUACCUGGUGAGACGUGGCUACUUGCCUCUUCUUUGUAACUUGUUUUAUAUGCAGUGAACUUUUUUAUAUUUUUUUUUUUUAUUGCUUUUUGAGUGUUUUACCAGAAUGAAUAUAUUGAAAUUACAGAAAAUUAUCUUUAGAGUGUGUCUCAGUAUACAGACAACAAAAAGCCACAUAUAUAAAGGUGUGAUUUGUAUAAAACAUUUAAGCUAUAACAUUAGCUAUGGUUCCAUUGUGAUGUAAGGUCCAUUUCACAAAAUGUCUUGAGGUAUGAUUGGUUCCAGCUCCUGGAUAAUAUAUUCUCUCCCAUGCAGCUAAUAAAAGUGGAGACUAGCUUCCUCAGUUUGAUUCCAUGCCCUUCAUUACAAUUCCCCAUCUCUCUGCAGGUACUUCCUAUGGAAGAUGUUGUCCAUGCUGUUCUGUCAUGAGUCUUUGCAUGACCCAUUCUUGUGGCCCCUACUUGUCUUCAUGUUGUCCUGCUGCAUUUACCCUUUGGCAUCCACCUGUGCUCACACCUUCAGUAUCAUGUCCACCCAAGCCCGUCACAUAUGCUUCUUCUUUGACUACGGAGCUCUCAGUCUGUACAGUUUGGGUAGGUGCCAAUCAAUUCGCUACAAGUACUCAAAAUAAAUAUAUCAAUAAGCUAAAGCUCCUGCCAAAGAUGUUAACAUUAUCAGGGGAGCAACACUCUUUAACUUCUACAAUUUCUUUUUAAUUUAAUUUUGUGCAAUCCUAUGUCUAUAGCGUAACAUAUAAAACAGAAUGUGCAUAUCCGUGAUAGUUUGGACACUUGCCAUACGUUAACUCUCGAGUAUCACAAGACUGUGUGACUCCUUGUUGAUAAAUACUAAUGUUUACAACUAAUGUCUCGUUUUUCUAGAGUAUUUGCAUACAUUGAUAGAUUGCUGGGUCUCCCAGCGAUACAAAAGUCAGUGUUUAGUAGGUAUAAACACUGUUCUGGAGGGUUUGAGGGUCCACCGGGAGCUUUACCAUUGGUUAUACAUCACAGUAAUCCAGUAAAUUAUGGGAAAGGUUACCGCCCUUAGAAACAAUUAGGACUGUUCAGAAUAAUUAAAAUCUCAGCCCUGGAAUACACAAUGAUUACAUGCAAUAGUCAGUAAUAUUAGGUAAUUAAUUAGGAAUUCUGACCUGGAAAAAUUCUUCCGAAUGGGUCCCCCCCACCCUUUCCAAUGACACACCUAUAUAGACAUGCACAGAUAGACCUAUGCACACACACACAGAUGCACUCCAAGUCACAUAGCUACAAAUACAGACAUAUGCACGCAGACCGAUAUACACACUGUCACAAAUACAAACACACACAGAUACACAUACAGACAUACGCAUAUCGACAGAUGCACAUACAGACAUAUGUGCUCUUACACUCAGAUACACACAUACACUCUAAUAGGUACGCACACUGUCACAGAUACACACAAAUAAAGAUAUCACAUUUUUUAGCAACUCUUUUUGGGUACAGUAUCCCCAUAAAUGUAUAGUUCCCCAUGAGUAACAUAAACAUUUUAUGCAUCCCUGGAUAGUCCGACAUAUCCCUACAGGAUUGAGCUAGUCCUCAAGCAUAACUGUUCCAAUAAGUGUCUUGAUCAGAGGCGCCCAACCCGAGUAAUUAUUGUGUAAAGUUAGACUGAGCUGCAGCUAACCCCUGAUUCAAUGCAGAGUUCCAGGCUGUUUUGUCCCGAUCUCCAAUAAUGGCUUCCCGAAGCCCCAUAGAAAGAAACUCCCACAAGUCCUUGGUGUUGACGGACGUCUCAUCACCUCCCUGAUCUCCCCUCCAAAAAGCGCUCUGUAUGGAGGUCAGUGGACCAAGUGAUACCUGGUAGACUUUCCACCAGAUCGGGGCACAGUUCCAAUCUGGUGAGUGAUUCAGGGUAUGUCCCAGUCAAGAGCCUGGUGCUGAGGCAGUCUCCAAAAUCCUUAAGACCAAAAGAAUCGCACUUUUAGACUUAUAACUGUGUGGACAGGUAUUGGGUGAAUUCCUGUUUUUGUCCAGUAUUCUGAGCGACCCACUGGAAGUCAGACUCCCUCAACCCUGCGUGUUGCACAAGGCAUACCGGAUUUUUAUAUCCAAAAUCCUUAAAGCUGGAUCAGCUUCAUGGGUGUCCUGCAGAGUGAUGGAACAGAAAGGAAAGGCAGCAAGGUGACUUUAGCUGUGUUGGGUGAGGAUUUCCUUGAGUCUUGCACCAGUUGUCCGUUCAGACCAGGUUACAUCACAAAACCUGCUAUGGGAAAAGUGGUGGUGUUAAUGUAUUAAACAGGAACAUUAUAUGACCAAUAUUAUAUAUUAUAUGAGGGUGUUUUUAAUUUGGCAUUUUAGUAUUUUAAGGAAUUGCAGGUAAAGAUUAUCUUCUGUCUUAGAUAUUUUACUAAUAUGUGAGGGGUUUUAGUCAGUAUCAAUAUGAGGAAGCUUCUAAUUUUUCAGUUUCGUUUUUUCUUCUUUAAUGCAAAUAAAAGUCAAAUAAAACAGAUAAUAUUGUGCCAGUAACAUAGAUGGGAGUAAAGGAACAUUUAUACUUUGUAUUACAAUAUACAAUAGCAUACUACAAUAAAUGCAAAAUAGAAAGAUGGCAACUGAUGUGUACGUGUGAUAUGAUACAUGUUAAAUGUUUUUGUGGACCCAGAGAAAUCUCAAUGUAUCUUUCCUGGUAAAAUAUUUUAUAAAUAAAGACAAUGGAAAAGUCGAAAUCAUUUUAGUGUAGUAAUUCCUGUUGUCCUCUAGUGCUUUGUAGUGGUUAUGGUGCUUGGAGUGUUCCAUUUAAUAUACUCAUGUAAUUAGGCCAAUACAAAACUUUCAGCUCUAGGCCCAUGAGGCCCUUAAUCUGGCCCUGUAUCCAACAAUAUUAAAUCAAGGCCUAUGUUGGAUGUCACCCUGUAUAAUACACAGUUCAUGCAACUCAAAAACCUACAAUAAUACAUCAAAUUAGAGGACAGCACUUGGUAAACUAUGGUUUGAGUUAAACACAAAAAGCUAUGAUUUGUUUUAUAAGAAGCUACCCAGCUCUGUGAAAGGCAUCAAACUAAGCUUUUAAAAUGAUUUAAUAUUAUGAAAGAUUUAAAUUUCUGAAUAUUUUUAUAUUUUAUUAUGCUGAAAAAAAUCAUUUAAGAAACGUGCAUUUUAAAAUAUUUUUGAAAAGCUCAUCUAAACUAUUUAAACUAAGGCCUUUAGUUUGACAUAUUGCAGGUAAUCAUAAGGAUUUGGAUCAGUUAUUUAUUUUUGAAUUAGUUUUGGUGCCUGUCCAGGUACAGCCCAGUCUUCUUAGUUAAUUGUAGAAAGUAGAUGGGCGGUUGCCUUUUUUAUAUUGUUCUACGUUAUAUAAUCAUGCAAUUAUAUAACUUAUUAUGUUACUCUGCUUGUGUAACAAUGUUGAGCGAGCAGUACUUAUAUGUAAGAAAACUAUUUAGUAUUUCCAUGUUUCAUUGGCACCCAAUGUAAGGUGAAAACCCAAGUUUCUCCCUAUUUGGAGUGUGUGACGGUUGUUUUGUGUAUUUAGCAAUGAUGUUGCAGUACUCUGACCCAUUGUUCUUCCCUUUUAAAAAAAAAACACUAAACAAAACGGUGACUAUGUAUGCAGGCAUUCUUUUCAUGAACCCACAAACAAAGACAGUUUUGAGGUGUGGAUAACUUACAAUACAAGGGACUUUCAAACUAUUCCCACACGUACCCCACCCCUCCCCACAGAUAUGUUGUUCUACUGGAAGGAGUUGUGCUUUAGACCUCAUUUAUAUUUUUUGAAGCAUGAAGUCAUGUUUUAGGUUUAGGCACCAAAUUAUGAGUGCAUGUAGGGUGUUAUUAAAUGUGUACUAACUGAAUGAAUCUCCAACAUGUUUUCACAUAACAACAUUAUAUUGGCCAAUCGUCCUAAAAUGCUAAGGAAAGGCAUACUAUGUCUGCUUACUUGUUACAACUCCUUUAUGUUAUUAUAUUCUCAGAUAAUUGCCAUUUUGAAGGGGCCUGGAACCCCAACACUAUGACCCUGCCUGUUUCACAUACUGGUGUUGCUGGCAGUAUACUUGUCCUUCUCUACCUAAUGUCCAGCAUAAUUUAUGUGUGCCGUUAUUGAUUUGUAAAUAUGUAGAUCAGCAACCAGGAAGAAUUUGGACCUAUGUUUCGGCCCAGCUACGUGAGUGUCCAGAGAAGUUUCGAGCAUUACAUACGCUUGACAUGUAGUGUAUCACAUUGCUUACCUGGGUAUUGGUAUGUUGGUUUUAUUUCUGUGUUCACUGUAGUGUAGCAUACUUUGGUGUCCUCUGCUUAUGUUUUUAAACAGUCGUUCUGAUUCUUGGCUAUUGAUGGCAUCUUUGGGUGUUGUUCCAUUUACUGAUUUCAUAAGAUAAUGAGUAUUCAAAGAAGAUUUAUUAAGGUUGCACUGCCUGUAAAAUGUAAAACAUAACAAAACCUAAAACUCUAUAUGUAUAGAUCAGAUAUGAGGGUAUCUUGUUUUUUUGUUUUUGUUUUUUUAGCAAUAUAAACCGCUGUGCUCAGGACGAUAUUGUGUAAUUUAUCAAUACAGAAGUGUUAGAAUUAUGUUCACUAUAUCACUAUAUAUCUAACACCCCUGCUCUUGUUGUCAGCAGUUUUGAAAAGCUGCGAGAAGGUAAAUAAAACCUUGGAGAAUAAAUGGUUAAAAUGUACACCAUGAAUUCAUGUUUAAAUUAUGUUUGGUUUUUGUUUUUUUAUUCAAUCUACACUCAAUGCUGCAUAAUGACAAAGCAAAAAACAGAUUUAUGAAAACUUUGCAAAUUUAUUAACCCCUUAAAGACACAACUUGUGGAAUAAAAGGGAAUCAUGACGUAAUAUUUCCGUCAUGUGUCCUUAAGGGGUUAAGGGCCGGCCUGUUUUUGCAAUGUUGUACGUUAAGGACCAGAGCAGUUUUGACACUUUUGUGGUGUUUGUGUUUAGCUGUAAUUUUCCUCUCUCUCAUUUACAGUUCCCAUACAAGUUAUAUAUUGGGGGGGGGGGUUUAGGACAAAAAGGGCUUUCUUUACAUACCAUUAUUUGUAUCAUGUCAUAUAUUUUAUUUAAAAAAAAAAAUGGUGAAAAAUUAAAAAAAAAAAUAUGUUUUUGGACUUUUACUUGAAAAAUAUUUUACUUCUCUACAAAAGCUAAUGAAAAAAAACUGCUAAAUAGAUUCAAAAUUUUGUCCCAAGUUUAAAAACACCCAGCGUUUACAUGCUUUAUUCCUUUUUUUUUUGCAAGUUAUAGGCCUAUAAAUACAAGUAGGAAAUUGCUGUUUCAAUAUAAAUAUAUAUAUAUAUAUGUGUUUUAAAUGUAUCAAUAGUGACAUUGUAACACCGUUAUCUGUCAGAAAUCCCCAAAUCACACCUCACAUGUACAUAUGGGGUAUGCCCAGUCUUUUUUAGUAGCCACCUAGUCACAAACACUGGCCAAAGUUAGCAUUUAUAUUUGUUUGUGUGUUUUAAAAAUGCAAAAAAACGCUAACUUUGGCCAGUGUUUGUGACUAAUUGGCUACUAAAAAAGGCUGAACAUACCCCAUUUGCAAUACCUUGGGUUGUCUUCUUUUGCAAAUGGUAUGCCAUCAUGGGGGUAAUUCUCAUUCCUGGGCUACCAUACGCUCUCAAAGGCAACCUAACCAAUCUGACAAAUUUCAAUAAAAAAAAAAAGUAAAAUCAAGCCUUAUAUUUGACCCUGUAACUUUCACAAACACUAUAAAACCUCUACAUGUGGGGUACUGUUAUACUCAGGAGACUUCGCUAAAUACAAAUAUUAGUGUAUCAGAACAGUAAAAUAUAUCACAGCAAUAAUAUCAUCAGUGAAAGUGCCGUUUGUGUGUGAAAAAUGCAAAAAACUUCACUUUCACUGACAAUAUCAUCACUGUGAUAUGUUUUACUGUUUUGAAACACUAAUAUUUGUGUUCAGCGAAGUCUCCCGAGUAAAACAGUACCCCCAUGUACAGGUUUUAGGGUGUCAUAGAAAGUUACAGGGUUAAACACAGUGCUAGCAAAUUAAAUUCUCUGGACUUUUGGCCUGGGUUGUCAGGCAUGUCCAUCAAAUUGCAAUCAUUAAAAUUACUCAAUUAGUUAAAAAUAUUACAAAAAUAUGCACGUAGAAUUUUAAUAUGUAUAAAUAUUUAUAUAUUUGACAUCUACGUGUAUAUUUAUGAAAUUAUUUAUGUAAUUAUGUAUAUGGACAUAUGUAUAUUUCGUAUUAUAUUUAUUUAUUUAUACAUAGAUAUAUAUAUAUAUAUAUAUAUAUAUAUAUAUAUAUAUAUAUAUAUAUAUAUAUAUAUAUAUAUAUAUAUAUAUAUAUAUAUAUAUAUAUAUGUGUUGUAAAGGAUCCCUACAUACGUGCAGCGAUGAUCCUUGCAGCUUCUCCCGAAAUCCCGCUGAAACCGAGUGAUUAUAGCUUCCAAUUCCCCAAACAUGAGUCGAGACUUCAUGAAGGGGUAAAACGAUCUGAUUUACUGUGGGCUACCCGCCCGGUAUUUAUGCAGGUCUCCCACCUGGUGAACACUCCCCUAGGGGACCAGAUGGAAGACUGGGACAAAAGUAUCACAGUAGCCAAUCACAGUGGCUAUAGCAUAAGCACUCCCCUUUUACAUAAAUCACUCCCUCUUUUCCAUCCUGGAGAUAAUUAACUUAAGGUAGCAAUGAGAGCCUUAAUAAUCUCCAGGAAGAAAGAAGCAUGGCUUUUCUUAUUUAGCAAACAGAAUAAAAAUAUAUAACUUUCUUUUUACACAACAUAAACUUUAAGUUCCACAUAUCCCCAGAUAGCUUGGAUCUGAGUGCAUAUUCUAGGCGAAUAGCGCUCAGAUCCCACGAACACAGUUCUCAGAAUCGUCGACUGAAGUUUGACUUUCACCGGCCGUUCGUGUGUUUGUAGCCGACUGCAAGUUCCAUACUGUAGCUAUCUGGGGUCGGUCACUUUCGCAUACUUUCAGCGCACGAAUGAAGUAGUAUCCCCUUCAUUCGUGUGUUUUUCCACCGUAUGAACGAGGAUGGGAGAAGGUAGCAGCGGUGUUCAACAAAAUAAGUAGCCGAAAUCAGUUCCAGGGAAUCCUCGCCAUUUACCGCUGCGCGUUCGACAAUACAAAAUGGCGGUUGCCACGUGUUCGGUAAACGAACGCGGACCACCAGCUAUUCCCCAAUUAGUCUGUGGUUAACCGCAACAGUCAGGGUGGUCAAUAGGCGCCACACGACCUCAGUGGGAGGUCGGUGGUUCGGUAGUUCAUUCGCUUUUAUUGCUAUUUCCACGAAAUCCCGCUGUAAUCCUCCAAAUAAGGCUUGUUCGUAUGGUCUGUAAAUAGGGGAUUUCGUUACACACACACACAUAUAUAUAUAUAUAUAAAAAAAAUUAUUUUUACUUUUUUAUUAACAUAUUUAUAUUUUAUUAUAUAUAUAAUUAUAUAUAUUGUGUAUUAUAGGUGUGUAAUUUAAUUAUACGUGUAUUUUUAUAUUAAUAUAUGUAUAUAUAAAAAUACACUUAGUAUGACAUAUAUGAUAUAUACAUAUAUUAUAUAUAGAUAUAAUACGUGUGUGUAUGUGUGUGUGUAUAUAUAUAUAUAUAUAUAUAUAAUUUAAUUUUUUUUUUACACCGAUUGCUAUUUUUUUAACUUUAUUUUAUGAUUUUCAGUUGCAGGGAGACUGCCUGUCAGCACAGACAGUCCCCCUGCAGGCAGAUACACAGGCACCUAUUGCGGUCAUGUGAUCAAGCGAUCACGUGACCGUGGGGUCCUGAUCUGCUGCAGGGAAACUGCCUGGGCAGACAGGCAGUCCCCCUGGACCGGGAGGGGCGCUGAUCGCCACCGGGGGACCGAUGGUGAUCCGGUAAGUACCCCCAGACCGUUAUGACGGUUCAGGACCGUCAUCGGUGCUCAAGGGGAUGUUUCCGAUGACGGUCCUGAACCGUCAUCGGUCGUCAAGGGGUUAAAAAGAAAAAAACCUGAUAGUCACUCUUGAUGAGCUCCAGAGAUCAUGUGUGUAGAUGGGAGACGACCAUCAUGGCGACACUGCAAGACAUAUGAAAGCCUGCUUGCAGUUUGCAAAAAAGCCCCUUAAGAACUCAAAAACAAGAUUAUCUGGUGAAACAAAGAUUGAACUGUUUUGUCCUCAAUUCAAAAUGUCAUGUAAGGAGGAUACUGGGCACCGCUCAUCACCUGUGUUCCACCAUUGUGGUAUUAUCAUGCACUGAAGGCGUUUUUCAGCAGCAGGAAAUUGGAGACUGGUCAGGUUUGAGGAAAAGCUGAACACAGAAAAAUACAAAGAUAUAUCACCAGUAAGAAUCUGGUCCAGCGUGCUCCGGAUCUUAGGCUGGGCCAAAGGUUCAUCUUCCAACAAUACAAUGAUCCUAAGCACAGCUAAAACAACGCAAGAGUGGCUUACAGAGAAAUCUGUGCUCCGAAAUAAGCGCCAAUUUGGAAUAUCAGGGCCAGAGAAUAUGAUUGUGCAGUGCAGGAUCUUGCCAUAUCACAACCCAAGACUAAAAAGAGCAGUGCUUGGUAGACAUGUGCAAUUAGUUUCGGGACAAAUUUCUGCUAUUUGGACAUUCGGAUUUAGGAAUUAGGGUUAGAAGUUAGGGGUAGGGUUAGGGGUAGGAUUAGGGUUAGGGGUUGGUGUAGGGUUAGGGAACUGCUGAAGUCCCGAAUUGCUGAAGUCCUGAAUUUCGGAAGCCCGAAACUAAUUUUUUUUUGCCCGUGCACAUCCCUAGCGCUCGGGCUCAGAAAUGUAAUUUCUUCAAUCAAAAACCGGCACAGAAUACUCUGAGGUCCGCAGGGCAAGGUGGCAGCGGGGAAUCAGGGACUGGUAAGAUGAAUUGUGCUAAGCACACAAUGAGGUAGUUAACAAGUUGACCACCACAGAAGCUAAUCCUAAACGAAUUUGGUUGAACACUGGCAGAUGCUGAAGACAGAUUUUGCAUAUCAGAUGGGUGCCCAAGACUGUCACAGCUGAAGAUCUGCUGGAAUACCUAUGCACCCUGUUCCAUUCGAUAAUGCCCAUAUCUCCUGAGUUGGGCUGGCUUCUUGAUUGAGCGCUGCGGAACCUCUCAGCAGAUUUACCACACAAUUUUGACGCCUCCGUUACUAUAGGGUCAAAGAGACCUUAAUGUCCGCUGCAAGGAAAGCACCCAACCUACAUUACCCAUUCCAAGACCUUGCCCUGCAUGCUUUCCUAUCCACAGCCACAAUGGCAUUAAGAAAAGAAUACAUAAACAUCACCAAGGUUCUCUACAACCACCAAAUCAACUAUUUAUUUAUAAAAUAUUUUACCAGGAUGGAUACAUUGAGAUUUCUCUAGUUUUCAAGUCAUGUCUUGUGUCCACAAAACAUUGCAUUGAUACAAUAGGAUAUAAUAUUACAAAAAUACAAUAUACAUAUAUAUAUAAAAAUUUAAUACAUAACUGGCAAUAAAUAUAUUCAACCAUGACACAUGCAUACUGUGCUGAGGUAUAUAGGUAUAUUGCCAUAGAUCUCUUAAAAUAUAUUAGAUUGAAUGAAGAUUUGACUGUGUCCCUGAGGUUAUUCCAUAAUUGCGGUGCUCUGUAGGAAAAGGACUUUAUUUUUGUAUUGCUCCAUGCUUAAUAUCGUGCUAGUACUAGAUCAGAGGUUAUAGGAGGUGGGAACAGCUGAGAAGAGCAUUCUACUCAGGUAGGGUGGGAGCUUCCCAGAAAAGCUCUUAUGCACAAGGCUGGAAAGAUGAAGAGUGCGUCGGGAUUCCAGCGACAGCCAGUUUAGCUCUUUUAACAUGUCACAAUGGUGGGUAAAGUAAUUACAUUCUAGUAGAAAGUGGCAGAACGAAUUAUCGAACGUAUUAAGUUUAUUAAGGUGGGUUUGUGGUGUGGGUGCAUACACUACAUCCCCAUAAUCGAUGACCGACAUUAGCAUUUGUUGCAAUCUGUUUCCUUACUGUAGGGCUUAGGCAUGAUUGUUUCUGUACAGGGCACCUAGUUUUGGAUAAAGUUUUGAAGAUAUUAUUUCAAUGUGAAGGCCAAAGGAUAGAUUGGGGUCUAGCAACAUACCUAGAUAGAGCAGAUUACUGUCAGUGUACUAUUUGAAUUUGUUCUGAUACACAAUUGAUGAUUUUGUAGUUUACGUAAUUUAGGUACAGUUCCAAAGAUCACUGUAACUAUAAAUUGGCUAUUCAAUAAAACAUCUGGUAUGGCUCACUUUGAACAGUUGCAACCCCUGUGGAUGGUCUGCACUUGCUGAAAUUAUGGAAUCUACUAGCAGAAGAGCAUUUAGAAGCCUCUGUGCUUCCCAAGGUGCAAUCCAACUGGAAAAAAGCUGGUAAAACCACAUGAAUGCAUAGGCCAAUGGAAAUUAACUUUUUUUUUUUUUUUUGCAUCAGCAUACAGACAAAGGUGUGCUUACUGUUUUUCUUUGUUUUGCAUUAACCAUUUCUGACAUAGGAAUGUGUUUAGACUAGCUUAAUUAUCUGCUAAGUUGACGAGGUUCUCAUAGUUCUCAUACUGUAUAGUUAAUGAGAACACUGCAUAAAUUAAAAAAAAAAAAAUUAAAAGACUAGUAUUUCGGCUGCACAAAAAUAAUGAGACACAGACCUGAUAAGGCAUCAGAGGCAAACACUGGCGAUUAGAGAGACCAGCGAUUUAGUGUAUGCAAGUGAGCAGAGGGAAUACGGCUAGUGUGUGUGUGUGUGGGGGGGGAAUUAGAGAGACGGCGCUUUUCUCUUACGGUCCAGUUAUUUAUGUUUCUAUCUGCUUCAUUUGUUCUGUGUUUCCUUUAUGGUUGCUUUGUAUGCUUUUUGUACCAUUUGUUCCAUUGGCAAACCGCAACUGAUGCCAAACAUACCAAAUUUUAAGGGCCACUCAUACUAACUUGCACAUGUCCAAGAACCAGUUCUCAACCACCACUCAUCUCCCCCCUACCCCUGAGAAAAGAAACAAAGGAGUUUACAAACCAUUCAGUAUACAACCACUUUAAUGUCUAGAGCUCAAACAAAAAAUACCACACUGUUACUAAACAACCUUACAUGUGCUAUAUGAUAACACUGUUUCAUGAUCUGCUAAGUUUCAAACCCUAUGUUUCUCUCCACAUUGAAUCAGAGGACUCACACACAAGCACACUGACUGACAAGCACAUUGAUGAAUUUUUAUUUAUUUUUUUAGAUAUUUUUCAGAGUUAGGAAUAGCAAAAGCAAGUCAAACAAUGUCAAGAAUACUGAACUUUUUGUUGUAAAAAAUACAUACAUACAGGCAUCAGCGAUACAAUUCCAUAGAUGAAUUUUUAGAUGACGUUUCCCUACCCAAGAUGAACCCAAACCAAGCCAAGCUAACUCCCUGAAUUUCCCAAUAACCUCAGAUUAAAAUGAUCUUCGCAAUUAAAUCACUACGAGCCAAUAAAGCCAUUAGAUGGAUUCACAAACUUGUAUUCCGCAAGUUUGCAGAUGUUCUUGUACCUUACCUGACAGACCUGUUUAACCCAUUUUGAACAUCAAGCCAGAUCCCCAAAGAAAUGUUAAUGGCAUUAAUUAUCACCCUCCCAAACCCGGGCAAGCCAAUUAAAGGAUGGGGUAAUUUACACCCUGUAUCUCUUUUAAUUGCACACGUGAAACUUAAUGUUUGGCCCCUCGAUUGAACCAAAUCCUACCUUUGCUGGCCUUGGCUGAACUGGCAGGCUUUGUUCUGCACAGACAAGUGUCUGACAAUACUAGUAGUGUGCUCAAUCUCACUAACGUAAUCAGACAAAAAAUAUCCAAAGCCUGUAAGUCUCUUUGGAUGCUGAAAAAGUGUUUGAUUCUAUCACCUGGAACUAUGUGAAGAAAGCAUUACCCAUUUGCAUACCCCAAAUCCCUAUGCAUAUUUAGACAAGUGGAGUUUUUUUGUUUCACUCCAAUGGCCAUUAGGUGUAAGUCCACAAACUAAUAAUUCACUUAGCUUCAGACAAAAAAAUCUCUAAUGAUAUAAAGGGGUAUUUUUCUCUCUACCCCUACAUACUUAUUAACCCCAAUAGGGUUAAGCAUAUCUGACCUUCCCCAGACCUUUAUAACUUCGAUCCUAUGCUUAUUCUGUGCCCCAUUAGCCAAAGCCAUGAUUGCAGGCUUUUAUCGCACAUCUUCCCAUUUACAAAUGGUACCAGACAGGGCUGCCACCUUUCCCUCUAAAUUUCAUCCUUGCCUUGGAACGGCUAAUAUUUAAAAUAAAGCACUCCAUUUUCUUCAUAGCCACACUGGCAAAUUAUACAAGUAAUUUUGCUUUUUGCAGACAAUGUUUUGGUCACCCUAACUAAGCCAACUAGCUCCUUACCAUCACAACUAGAAAUUUUAGAAUCAUUUGGAGCAGUUUUCAUAUUAUCGCAAUAAUGUGACCAAAACACAAGCUCUUCUCAUAAAUUUAACUAAACACAGUGACAAUUCUCCUAGAGAAAUUCCCAUUCGAUUGGUGUUCUUUCACCUAGUCUUACAUAGGCGCAAAACUUACUGCACCCCACAACUCCCCCAUUACAGAGAACCACUCAAAACUCCUCACCAAACUGCAUAUCCUGUAUGUCCAAUGGUCUAAAGUAGAACUCUCCUGAUUCGAUUGUAUACACACAACCAAGAUGAAUGCUCUCCCACUCAUUUUAUACUUAUUUCUGGCACUGCCAAAUAGCCUACCCCCCAUUGUUGACCCAGAGUUUCCAAUCACAAAUGAACACAUUCAUCUGAAAAAGACAACCACUGAGGGUGAGUCAUCACAUUAUCUGAACCAGUUCCAGGGGAGGCAACUUAGGAGUACCAGACUUGUGACUUUACUGUUACGCCUCCAUAACUGCUCAGGAAUUGUUCUGUAUUUUGCACAUUGUUGCUACUCUCCAUUACUGAUAACGUUUUAGCGGUGGUAAUAUAAGGAAGGACACAGGCACAAAAGGAAUAAGAGUUUAUGAGACUCUCAAAUAAUUUAUUAGAGCGAUACAAGAGAAUGAGGGGGUGAGUAGCAGAGCCAGAUUGCUCAUAAGACUGAAUAGGUGGCCGUCUUGGGCCAAGGUCUGGCGCUCUGGCUCAGGCUGUGAGGAGCCUUUCUUGAUCUGGCAAGGAGAUCAAAAAUCUCCCUCCUUGGCCCUUUGCCCCCACACCUGCUUGAUAGAGUUGGAUCUGCACCAAUAUCAGAUGCAAAUCCCUUUAAGAGCUCUGUCGCUUUCUCUGAAGACUUCUCAGUGACUCCGAGUACUGCAGCCAGUGAGUGAGUGUCAAAGGCGAGGGAAGUUUUUAAAGUGAUCUGUAACUGAUAUUAGUGCAGAACACAAUGCUCCUCUCCCCUCCCCCCUGGACCACCAGGGAAAGGUAAGCAAGAGCGGGCAAUACACACACUCUGACACUACUGUGGUGGAGCUCCCAUACAGUGUACCACCACCAAAUCCGCUUUCUAGGACACUGGAACCCUUCAGCCCCAGUUGCCAAAGCUUUACUGGGGUCUCUCUGGAACUCUUCUUUCUUACUAGGCUGCAUCUCUCUUCUACCAAGUAGGUAUCGUCCCCUCUGGCUUUACCUCCUCAGGUCCACACCUCUGCCUGCACUGUGACCAGCUAAUGCCUUUACAAAGGCACUUGUGGCUCUCCGGCCUAGCUUUCUUUUUACUUUGUCCUGGGCUACAGGAAUCACUCAGCCAGCCAACAGUUACAACAACUCUGUUACUGGGAUCCCUGAACAAAUCCACACAGAACACACACCGUUUUAAAUGGAAUUAACACACCCAGCUUUAUUUUAACCCAGAACUAGCCCAUAUGUGCAUAACCUAUAUGACAAACUCAAUAUAAUACAAAUAACCAAAUCAUAUCGAAAAACAUAUAGAAUAUUAUAAUAGCCUAUUCAUAAAGCGGUGGGGAAAACAGUAACUAACACAAAAUAUUUCUCCUGCGUGCAGAAUUCAAAAUAAGCAAGUCUACCUGAAUAUGCACAUUAACAAGUCUUGCUAUUCAGCUAGUGCACUCACAAUGGGCACAGGGUGACUUAAACAUAGGAGUUAUUCAUGGAUCUAAUUCAAGUGUCCAUCUUAUGCUCCCAGUGAUGGUGACUACUGUCGCAUGACAUACAUACAACACUUGGUCACACUCAAACUACCUUACACACACACAACACACAAAUGCUUAAACUCCACCACACACAACACUCCACCAGUGCACACAGACAGGCAAACGUAGCCUUGCACAUGCAGCUCUCAUCCUCCUUCAUACACACUACACCCCUUCUCACACAGAUAAAACAUUCAGUCUCCCCUCAACCCCCCCACACACAUCACUCACAGAACGGAGCCCAGUGUUCUAGGAGAGAGACCCAAUCUGGCAUCCUACCUAGGAUACUGUCUGUGGGGCCGUAUAACCAAGGUAUGCAUCUGCAUCUCAGUAAACUCUUAUAUUGUUAUUACUGUGGAGAGAGAAUGAGGAACUGUUACUUCCAAUUUAAGGAAUGACCUGUGUAAUGAUCAGGCCCAGAUAUGACCAUCAUAUUUUUUGCCUGGUUCAUAAUCAUUCAUCUGGAAAUCCUCACAAUAUCUGAAUAGCUUACUCAAUCGGUUUUCCUGCUUCCUACACCUCUCCCAUCCAUCAAUUCAUUUUCAGCACUUUAUUUGCGGUUCUACAUUCUUUGCGGUAGUAACAUUACUGCAGAUUUGUGAUUUCUGUGGGAAAAGCAAUGGUUUGUGGCUUGACUGGUGUGCAGAUUUCGUUUAACAUUGUAUUAACUAUUCAAAAAAUAAAGCGAGUUUAGAUGUCUACUGCCAUAGCAUUCGACAAAUCUGAAAUAAUCUUUAAAUCUCUCGAAAAGAUCCACCUCUCUAGUUACAAAAAACUGUAACAUUAACAACUGCAUUAAAUACAUGUUAUCGUUCUAUCACUCCGUUGGUAAUUAAAAAAAGAAUAAUUUUGUGUUCGUCCUGGAAAAACAUUAAGUAAAAAAACAAACACUAUUGACUGCCUAAAGGAAGUUAACCUGCAUGCAGGUAUCAUGUGCGUUUUAAAGAUUAAUUGUGAUACGGACUUUGUAUUUACUGAAGUGCAUUUCAAAUUGAGCAGUAGCUAAAAUGAAAUCAUAGCUGACAGAAAUUCCUUCCAUUGUCGCUAUUUUGACCGUAAAUGUGAAAAUCCGUUUGAAUUCACCAUGAAUUCUCACAUUAUUGGAUAUUCCUAUUAGUGUAAUCUAGUUUAUGAUAUAUUGCUGUGGCUCAUGUCUUUGUUUUUUUUAAUCUAUAGGAUCAGCCAUUGCUUACUCGACAUAUGUGUUUCCGGAUCGGUGGGUGAAUAGCCUUUUCCAUCAGUGGUUUGUGACGUGUGCUGUGCUGAAUACCAUUAUCUGCACUGGGAUGGCCUGUUACUCUAGGUAAGACUGGGAUGCACAGCCAUGGCAGUGGAACAUAGAUUUUGCUUGGAUUAUUUUGAGAGGUUUAUUCCUGCACAGAAAUGGUCACUGUGUCGUACUUUAAUUUGAAUGUUGUCAGAUUCUGCACCUCUUUCUUCAGUUUAUCCCCUGGGCUAUGCUCGUGGCUGCCAAAUGUUAGUAUGUAGUAUAACACGAUCUACCCCACCACACUGUCUUUAUAAUCUCUGCUGGGCAAGGUCUGAAUGUUAUAAGUAAGGUUGGGAUUAUAGACUUUGCUAUAGCACUACAUGUUAAAUCAGUUAAUGUUUGGGUUACGAUUAGGACCUUGGUUAAAUUGAGAUAAUGUGAGAGUCAAGUUUACAUGUUGUGUUUGGAGAUGCAGUUACAUCUCAGAUUUGGGUUAGAAUCUGAUUUGGGAUUAGAUUAGAUUUAGCACUAACCAAGGUUUUUAUGCAACAUUCCAGACUGUGUAAAUCAUUGAGAUUCUCAGGGGACAGUAAGUGUUGGGGCAAAUUGGAGAAGUGUGCAUAAUUAUACCAUACUCGUACAUUGGUUCACCCCUGAGAUCCUCAUUAGAUUUAUGCUUAAUUAUUUAAUUGGACCAUGAAGUGUUUGAAAAAGGUAUUGCCUGUAUAAAUAACAAUAGCAAGAAGUGGUCUAUGUAGCACUUUGCAAAGGCCAAUGGAAGUUUUGCAUGCCAGAGUAUUGUAAUACAAAGUGAAUGAUGGCUGUGAACUCCGAAGGUCAUCCAAAUCUUUGCUAUCUCUGACACUUAUUUACCAUCAACAACUUCUUAGAAUCCAGAUAAUAAAUCGGUAUUUAGUAAAUAUCCCCAUCAGUAUCUUUAUAGGUCUACUGUAUGUUUCCAAUACAAAUUUAGCCAUAUCGAAGAAUAGCCCACGGAAAGAAAACGCAUCUAUACAUCUGAAAACCAUUAACUACGUUACCAUGAUGUUCUUCCUACAAUUCAUGCUUUAGUGAAUAACCCUGAAUGUUAAAAGGAAUACUCCAAGCACCAUAACCACUACAGUGUGGACUGAUCUUUCAUUGGCUCUCCUAAGCUAAAGCUGAGCCUUGCAAGACCAGCUCAUUGGCUGAUAGAAUUGGUAUACCAUGCCCAGUGUUAUUGUGCAAACUUUAUACAUACAUUUGUCAUUGGGUUAUUCCAACAGUUCAGAGCAUUGCGGCUCUCAAUGGACAAGCGGGCGGAUCCCAGGUAAGUUGUCAAACAUGGGGGAGACGUGCGUAAUGAGAUUACUAGCACCAUAACCACUACAAUUUGAUGUGGUUAUGGUGCUCAGAGUGCUCCUUUUAAGUGUAAGCAGCCAUGCCCUUUUUCUACAAUGGUACAGGUCCAUUCCUUUUGGUUUGGUUUGUGUUUGAUGUUUUUGUUGGGCUUACUAGGUGUACUUGGGUCCUUUGGAAACCUGUAUGGUUUCUGAUAUCUUACUUCGAUAACUGUCCCCAACAGGCUGGGAGCUCCCUUUCUGCAUUAUAACCAGCUUCUGAUAGAAAGGUAAAAUGUGAUCAGGAAGCUGGUGAGACUUUAUCUUGGCCUCUAGGCUGUGACUACUAACCAUACUUGAUCUAAAUGUGACAUUGAUAAUCUGCUUGACAUCCAGUUCAUUCACCCGUAGGAUAUUAAAUUAGAUCAUUCUUUAAAAAUCUGCUUGCUAAAUCAAAACCCAUGAACUUCUUCUAAUUUGCUUCAGCAGAAUGAAUGUACUUUGUGAGGGAUUGACUGGGAACUGUAAUUCUGGAAACCUUUUAAAAUGGAUUUAAAUUGGAUUUUCUAUUAGAUUUUAAUUAAAUUAUUUUUUCUAUUAGAUUUUAAAAACAUACUCAAAGUAAUGAAGGUGUAAAAACGUGUUCUAAAGUUAAAAAAGGGAAUUUCUUGUAUGCAAAGGUAUUUAUCUCCAGAUGCAUCACUUGGUAGGAGCUGGUUGGCAACAGUUACAGUUUAAGAGAAUUAUAUAAGGAACAGAAAUAAAUCAAUAUCCUGUCUCAUCCCAUAUACAGGGAGUGCAGAAUUAUUAGGCAAGUUGUAUUUUUGAGGAUUAAUUUUAUUAUUGAACAACAACCAUGUUCUCAAUGAACCCAAAAAACUCAUUAAUAUCAAAGCUGAAUAUUUUUGGAAGUAGUUUUUAGUUUGUUUUUAGUUAUAGCUAUGUUAGGGGGAUAUCUGUGUGUGCAGGUGACUAUUACUGUGCAUAAUUAUUAGGCAACUUAACAAAAAACAAAUAUAUACCCAUUUCAAUUAUUUAUUAUUACCAGUGAAACCAAUAUAACAUCUCAACAUUCACAAAUAUACAUUUCUGACAUUCAAAAACAAAACAAAAACAAAUCAGUGACCAAUAUAGCCACCUUUCUUUGCAAGGACACUCAAAAGCCUGCCAUCCAUGGAUUCUGUCAGUGUUUUGAUCUGUUCACCAUCAACAUUGCGUGCAGCAGCAACCACAGCCUCCCAGACACUGUUCAGAGAGGUGUACUGUUUUCCCUCCUUGUAAAUCUCACAUUUGAUGAUGGACCACAGGUUCUCAAUGGGGUUCAGAUCAGGUGAACAAGGAGGCCAUGUCAUUAGAUUUUCUUCUUUUAUACCCUUUCUUGCCAGCCACGCUGUGGAGUACUUGGACGCGUGUGAUGGAGCAUUGUCCUGCAUGAAAAUCAUGUUUUUCUUGAAGGAUGCAGACUUCUUCCUGUACCACUGCUUGAAGAAGGUGUCUUCCAGGAACUGGCAGUAGGACUGGGAGUUGAGCUUGACUCCAUCCUCAACCCGAAAAGGCCCCACAAGCUCAUCUUUGAUGAUACCAGCCCAAACCAGUACUACACCUCCACCUUGCUGGCGUCUGAGUCGGACUGGAGCUCUCUGCCCUUUACCAAUCCAGCCACGGGCCCAUCCAUCUGGCCCAUCAAGACUCACUCUCAUUUCAUCAGUCCAUAAAACCUUAGAAAAAUCAGUCUUGAGAUAUUUCUUGGCCCAGUCUUGACGUUUCAGCUUGUGUGUCUUGUUCAGUGGUGGUCGUCUUUCAGCCUUUCUUACCUUGGCCAUGUCUCUGAGUAUUGCACACCUUGUGCUUUUGGGCACUCCAGUGAUGUUGCAGCUCUGAAAUAUGGCCAAACUGGUGGCAAGUGGCAUCGUGGCAGCUGCACGCUUGACUUUUCUCAGUUCAUGGGCAGUUAUUUUGCGCCUUGGUUUUUCCACACGCUUCUUGCGACCCUGUUGACUAUUUUGAAUGAAACGCUUGAUUGUUCGAUGAUCACGCUUCAGAAGCUUUGCAAUUUUAAGAGUGCUGCAUCCCUCUGCAAGAUAUCUCACUAUUUUUGACUUUUCUGAGCCUGUCAAGUCCUUCUUUUGACCCAUUUUGCCAAAGGAAAGGAAGUUGCCUAAUAAUUAUGCACACCUGAUAUAGGGUGUUGAUGUCAUUAGACCACACCCCUUCUCAUUACAGAGAUGCACAUCACCUAAUAUGCUUAAUUGGUAGUAGGCUUUCGAGCCUAUACAGCUUGGAGUAAGACAACAUGCAUAAAGAGGAUGAUGUGGUCAAAAUACUCAUUUGCCUAAUAAUUCUGCACUCCCUGUAUAUGUAGACCCCACUCAAUAUCCAUGGCUGGUGGUGAGAGGGACACGUGGCAGUUCACCCCCCCUGGCCGGCCUUAUGGCGCCAGUGAGGGGGGGCGCAAAAAUACUCUGCCUGGUAACUCGUAUUUUUAAAAUCACUGCAGCCUACAUUGCUCUCCCUGCAGCCAGCAGCUCGGCAGUGAAGUCAGCCAGCUCCUUCUGAUGAUGUCAGAGGGUGGGUGUGACUUUACUGCUCUUUUCCCCAGCGGAAGCUCUAGCUCUUACACCAUCGUGCAGGCUCCAGCUCCAGGCUGUCCCACCACCAGAGAUAAGGCUGCCCUCUGCCCAAGGUAAGCCUCAGGAAGGGGGGAAUACUUUGUAGUGUGUUUAUUUUAAUCAAAAAUACCUCUAUAGCCCCUGUCCGCCCCUCUAUAGCCCCUGUGCCCCUUCUACUUCACCUGUAUCCCCCUACUACCACUGUGCCCCCUUAUGGCACUUGUGCCCCCUCUACUCCACCUGUACCCAUUUAAAGCCCAUGUGCACCCCCCACUGCCCCUCUUUAGUAGAUGCACCCUGAGCUACAUGUCAAGUGUGGGGGCAUAAAGGAGAGUUUUGGACUUCCAAUAGUUUUAUAGUCUUUUUUAAAAAAAAUAAAAAAUGAUUUGACUGGAUUUGGGGUUGGUAAAUAUGAGAAUAGCAAAUCGGGUUCAAAUCCAGUCAUUUCACCAAAUUUUGUCCACCUGGACAAAAUUCGGUGCUUAAGGGACAAUAUAAGCACCCAGACAAUUUCGUCUCAUUGAAGUAGUCUGGAUCCAGUGUCCCUGUUCCCUUAAAUCUGCAAUGUAAAACAACUGCAGUUUUAGAGAAACUGCAAUAUUUACAAUGCAGUGUCAAGACUGCCUCUAGUCACUGUCUACCAGAGAGCCACUAGAGGUGCUUCCUGCAAUUUGAAGAAGUGUGACUCCUUGGCUUUGCAUGAGGACGUCCAGCAUCUUUAAAAUCUCCAUAGGGAAGCAUUGAGUCAAUGGGGAAGGCCUAAUGCGCCCAUGGCACUUGCCGCGUAUGCGCAUCAGGUUCCCCAUAUACUGAAGUUGGAGAAGGUGGACCUCGGCACUGGAAUUAGGUGAAAUGUUUACAAUGGUUAUUUAACCCUUUACAAAGCUGGGGCUGAGGGAUAUUCUAGUAUUAGGAAUACAGCUUUGUAUCCUAGCACUAUAGUUUUCCUUUAGUGAGUAACCCCCGUAAUGUAUACUUUGGAGGUCUUUCUCUUCUUCCCAAGAAAGCAAACUAAUUCUCUAAACUCAUCCAGAGUGCCAUUUAUUAUUUUCUGACUUUAUCACCAGUACCAAUGUAGAUCAUCUCCACGCCUCUCUUAAUAAUCUAUUCACUAUAUCAAAGACAUAAUCAAACAGGCUACUUGAAAUUUGGCUAAAUUAGUUUAAAUACUCAGUGCGGAAUAUCAAUCUGUCUUUUCUUUAAAUUAUCUCAGUAACUGAGACCCCUAACAACAAAGAAACGAUGCGUCCUGUCUGUUACCCAGUUACGUACCUAGUCCUCCUCUGAUAUAGGGAGAAAAAAUGUACACCUUAGAACAAGGGUAGUUUGAAACACUUUACACAUGUGUUCCUGUACAAACAUGUGGUGUGUUUGAAUAAAGCUGUUCAAAUAAUUAUCUGUUAAAAGGUACAGUUUUUUUUUCUUCUUGUUGGAGUGCCCUUUGGCGAUCUGACAAGUAAAGUUUUAAUAACUUUUAUAACUUUAUUUUUCUUCUUUGUUAAUGGUAUUGCCAGAGUUUACGUAGUGAUGCCACAGCAUAACAGGUGAAUAAUUAUACAAUCGACUUUUCAACACUUACAAAUUUAAGCUAUUUUGGGAGGAUCAAACCAAAUAAUAAUCCUAUUGAAAUCCAUUUUAAUGCCAGUGGCAACGCUAUAAAAUGUUGAAGAAUGAAAGGGAUGAACAUUUUUGCAAAGUAAUUCCUGUUGCUUUCUAGUCGUGCAGUUUUAAAUAUCAAUAUCUUUGUCAAUAAAUUCUCUGUGCUGUCUGCUCAAUGCCUAAUCAUACUUCCCAAGAGCUUAAACACGAUCUGUCUUUGCAGGUUCCCGGAAGUGGCGCGUCCACGGUUCAGUAAGGUUUUGCGCACAACAGCUUUUGGAUAUCCAUACUUUUUUGACACAAUCCCCUUGUUCUACAGGGUAUGAAGCUGUGAGCAAAUUGAAAACUGUGGUGAAGACACUAAGAUACAUUGGUGAUGCAUCAAAUCAGCUAGUCGCUGUAGAGUGUGUGUGUGUGUGAUAUAUAUAUAUAUAUAUAUGUGUGUGUGUGUGUGAAAUGCAUUUAAAGACCUUGUUCAGAGUAUAAACCGGGCACAAAUUUCCAUUAGCAAUUGGUGAGUGAAAGUUCACUCCUGGACUCUCCAGACUUGCAGUGGCAAGUAGCGUAUAAGCCUGUUGAGUAGCAUAGGACCUGGAGUUUUCGGCCCUGGAAGCAUGCAGUAAAUGCCAUUGGUUCCCAACCCACACACAUACACCAUUCUGCCAUUCUGGGGUCAAGAAGGAUGCUUUUCAAAAGCAAAAUUGGUGUUUUCAACUGGUUUUUGCCUUCUUUAGGAUCAAUAGAACAUAUCUUUGUCAGAAGCUCAAGGAAGCAAGGUGAAGGGUCAGAGUAGGACCCGUCUAGGGGAGGGGUCUGCCUUGAUGUUGGCAGGCGGGCAUACCCUCCAGUGGCCACUGGAGUAACUAAAUGACCUCCAUUUGUUUAAAUAUACAUAGGGAUUAAGGAGAGAGGGCAGGUAAGUUUUUUUUUUUUUUUUUUUUUCAAUAGGAAAAACAGAUGUGAGAAAGGCUGAACUUGAUGGACACAUGUCUCUUCUCAGCUAUAUAACUAUGUAACACACAAAGUCCCAAUUAUUAGUUGACUAUGGUAGCGAAGAUAUGACAUGGUCCACCGAUGUACCUUGAGGAAUGGGUUGGGAACCACUGGAAUAUGCAACACAGGAUAAUUGCCAUUUUUACUAAUCUCAAAUAUGGGCUGAUUUGCCAAAUAGAUGCCGACACAGUGGGUUUUGUGCUAGGGCGUUUCUAGUGAUUGCUCCACCUUUACAUGUGUCCUAUGUAACGGUUUGUACAUAACUGACUGGCAAAGUAGGUAAUCCCUAGUAUUAUUGAAAUUUAUAUUAAACAGAUCAUUAAGUGCUAACUAAGCAUAAAUCGUUUUUGGAUUCACUUACUAAGCAGUGAAUUGGAGUGAACUGAAAAUCAAAAUGCAGUUUUUAAGACAAAUAAACUUUCAAUUGAUUUGCCAACUUGGCUAUUUUGUCGUAAACUUUGCAAAUAGUUUUUGAGUUCACUUCAGGUGAACACCAUAGAGCUAUCCAAUACUGAUCAUUGUGCUCUGCUUUUUAUGGUGUGCUUUUUGUUUUACCUUGCCAGUUGUUUACUUUAAACAGAAGAUUAGAGUUCUGCUGCUGUUCCAGUAAGACAUGGAUCUAAUGUUCUAUCAGGUUUUGCUGUAGAUUUAAUCUCUUAUCUAUAUCUAUACAGCUGUUCCUGUGCUCAGGUAGUGACUGCACACAGAAUGCUACGGUAACCUUGCACAUUGGGCACACUUUUCUGGCAUUACUCACUGGUUUUCUCUUUGCCACCCAUCUCCCAGAGAGACUGGCCCCUGGACGCUUUGAUUAUGUGGGUGAGUGAUUGCAGCCGAUUAUAAUAUCCUUUGCUUGUGGAAUCUCAUCCUGCCCUCUUCUGAACUUUCUUUAGGGUAUUCACAUCCCAAUUUCCUCCAAUACUUAAAAAUCAUAAUGAGUCCAAUUUGCACAGCACAUCUCAAGAUGAACUGUUUACCAUAUUAUAGUGCCCUAUGACGUUAUAAUCACUGUCAAACAAUAUGAACAUUAUCAACAUUCAGCAGCCACCUCUGUCAUUGGUCAUGGGUUUCCCAGCCUGGCACUAAAUAUUAGGAUAAUAAAAAAAUUUGCGGCUAAUAUUUAGGAUAAUUUAAAUUAUUGUAAGAUUGUCUGUUUUAAUCUCCCAGGCAUUAAUUCCAGGUAUGAGCAAUAAGCAUGGAAUUCUAAAUAGAAUAUUGUCACUCAUAGCUAUGAAUUGGAGAAUAUCCUACAUCUGCAGAGACUAUAAGCACAUGACUAAGUAGUGUUUGUAUUUUCUUUCUUUUGCGCAGGUCAUAGUCACCAGCUUUUCCAUGUGUGCGCUAUCUUGGGCACUUACAUCCAGAUGGAAGCGCUUAUUAUGGACAUGAAUCUGCGUCGGAGCUGGUUUGAGAAAAAUGACACCUUGCCUUCCUUAUCCAGCACCUUGGGAGCAUGGAGCUUGGCCCUGGCCCUCAGUCUCCUGCUGGUCAUUGGAUUCUCAUGGGCUCUGUACUGGAAACCAGAGCCAGAGAAAAAAAAGAGACGCAUGUGA
Pelobates cultripes (western spadefoot toad) is the source of this 35530-nucleotide messenger RNA. The record is from the annotation of a GenBank genome assembly. Lineage: Eukaryota; Metazoa; Chordata; Amphibia; Anura; Pelobatidae.